AUGCAAAAAAUAUCUCAUGACGGCGGCUCCGGUCGCCGGACGGUGGUGGUGGGAGUCAAAAUGGAUUCUCCAAGUAAAGAGCUUCUCACUUGGGCUUUAGUUAAAGUUGCUCAACCGGGUGAUCUCGUUGUUGCUCUACAUGUUCUUGGUACUCAUGAAAUUAUGAAUGGAGAUGGAAAAUCGUCGUUGCUUUCUCUUGUUAAAGCGUUUGACUCUGUUCUUAAUGUUUAUGAAGGGUUCUGUAAUUUGAAGCAGGUGGAUCUUAAGCUUAAAAUUUGCCGUGGAACAUCGGUGAAGAAAAUUUUGGUGAGAGAAGCAAAUGUUUAUUGUGCAACUCAUGUUAUUGUUGGGAGCGUUCAUGGCUUCCAUAGAAUUCGAACUUCUAGCUCUGUAGCUAAGUACUGUGCUGGAAAGAUAGGUCAUGAUUGUUGUGUUCUUGCUGUUAAUAAUGGGAAAGUUGUGUUUAAGCGCGGUAGAUUGGAAGAAUCAAGUGUUGUUGAUGUACAAGGGUUUGAUUGUCAUCGCGGAGAUGGUUUGCUUGGUUCGAUUCGAUCGACACUCGGUAGUAAUACGAAAGUAUCAAAUGAUGAUGCUGGUAAGGGAACCAAACGGGUUUCAGAUCAUAGUUUAGGUAAGAUUUUACUUGAUUCUACAGAGAAAAUAAGAGAUCGGAGUUGUUCGAUUUGCGGUGCAAUUGAAGAUACUUCUUGUGAUCAAUGUGGAGAAGAGCCUUCGAGAGAAUCUGAAGGCUAUUCUUCUCGUGAUGGUAACAAUGAGAGUUCUUUGGCAAUAGUGCCUGUUCUGACCACUGAUGCGGGACAACCGGAAUUGAAACCCGGUUGGCCGCUACUUCACCGGAAGAUCUUAUCAGAAAGACAAUUACCUGUGAAACCAUUCAAGCGCAACCAGACCUCUGUCGUCCAAUGGGCAAUGAGCUUGCCGAAUAGAAGUGUAUCGAAUGGUGGUGUUGAUCAUGAUAAACAGGUUAGCAUUUUUGAUCAAGGUGAUAAAUCGGCGGCAUUAAAUAGUGAAAGCGGCGCUCUUGUUCCCGUAGAUUCGGUAAUAGGGAAAGCAUAUUCAUUACCUGAAUGCAGUUUAAAAAUCAUUCCUAAAGAAUUGGAGGGCCUUACUGAGAAAUACUCAUCAACUUGUAGAUUGUUCGAGUACCAAGAACUUGUAACGGCAACAUCAAAUUUUUUACCUGAAAACUUGAUCGGUAAAGGAGGAAGUAGUUUGGUUUAUCGAGGCUGCCUUUGCGAUGGCAAGGAACUUGCUGUCAAGAUCUUAAAGCCUUCUUAUGAUGUUUUGAAAGAGUUUCUUUUGGAAAUCGAAAUCAUAACUACAUUGCAUCACAAAAACAUUAUUACACUCCUUGGAUUCUGCUUCGAAAACGGAAAGCUUCUUCUUGUCUACGAUUUCUUAUCACGAGGAAGCCUUGAAGAGAACAUUCACGGUACUAAGAAAAACCCUCGCGAGUUCGGUUGGGCACAGAGAUAUAAGGUUGCUGCAGGUGUUGCCGAGGCUUUAGAUUACCUGCAUUGUAAAAAUGAUCAUCCUGUGAUCCAUCGGGAUGUAAAAUCCUCUAAUGUAUUACUAUCUGAAGAUUUUGAACCGCGGUUAUCUGAUUUUGGAUUGGCUACGUGGGCGUCAACCUCAUCGUCAUCAUAUAUAACGUGCACGGAUGUUGCCGGAACAUUCGGUUAUAUGGCUCCUGAAUACUUCAUGUACGGGAAAGUAAGCGAUAAGAUCGAUGUGUAUGCAUUUGGUGUCGUGCUUCUUGAACUUCUUUCCGGGAGAAAGCCCAUAAGUGUCGAUUAUCCAAAAGGUCAACAGAAUCUUGUUAUGUGGGCAACUCCACUUCUAACUGAUGGAAAAGUGUCAGAAUUGUUAGAUCCUAGUUUGGGUGAUAAGUAUGAUGAUGAGGAGAUGGAAAGGAUGGUUUUAGCAGCCACUCUUUGCAUCAAACGUGCUCCAAAAGCUAGGCCUGAAAUGAGCAUUGUAUCAAAGCUCCUUCAUGGAGAUACUGAUGCAGUCAAGUGGGCAAAGUUAGAAGUCAAUGCUUUGGAAGCGCGCGAAAAGCUCGAAGACGAAGAAUGUCCACCUAGUAAUCUACUAAAGUCACAUAUUAAUCUUGCACUGCUUGAUGUGGAAGAUGACUCACUCUCCAUGUCUAGUGUUGAGCAAAGUGUGUCAUUAGAGGAAUACUUGAGAGGAAGAUGGAGUAGAGCAUCAAGUUUUGACUGA
This is a messenger RNA of Vicia faba (fava bean), 2244 nucleotides long. Lineage: Eukaryota; Viridiplantae; Streptophyta; Magnoliopsida; Fabales; Fabaceae. The record is from the annotation of a GenBank genome assembly.